AUGGCGUGCAUGGAGCUGCUCUACCUCGCCAAGGAGAGCAGGCAGGCCGCGCUGGGCACCGGCGGCAGCGGCUGGAGUUUGCGCCCCCCUCCCCGCGAGCCGCAGCAGCAGCAGCAGCAGUGCGACGGGGGCGACGUGAACACGCGAGCAGCCGCCGCCGGGGCAGCCCUGUGCUGCGAAAGGCAAGGCAAGUCCUCGUCCGGGGUGGCUGCGGCUGAGCCCACCCCGGCAGCCCUUCCCUCCCCUCCAGGCGCCUCUUCCCAGGAAUACCCUACCACCCUCAGCAGCUCGCAGCCCUGCUACCAGCCUGAUCGCUUGACUGGGGAGGAGGAAGCCGGGAAGAAGAAAGUCUGCUGCUGUGCCCAGGAACUCGAGACAUCAUUUACCUACGUGGAUGAAAAUGUGAAUGUGGAGCAUGCAAGAAGUCCCCCCUCUCCUCCAAGCAGCGGCUCCCAGGAUCCCCCUCCCCAGCAGGACUCUUGCAGGGAGCUCCCGCCUGCAUGGGGUCACGAUUCCCCGUCCCUGGUCUCCGAGGAAGAUGAUGUUGCCUCAGAAGCAGCUUCGGGGAAAUCCGUAGACUACGGGUUCAUUAGUGCCAUUUUGUUCCUGGUUAGCGGCAUUUUGCUGGUGAUUAUUUCCUACGUAGUGCCCAGAGAUGUGACUGUGGAUCCCAACACGGUGGCUGCCAGGGAGAUGGAGAGACUGGAGAACGAGAGCGCCAGGAUUGGGGCUCACUUGGAUCGAUGCGUUAUCGCCGGGUUGUGUCUCUUGACCCUGGGGGGAGUGGUGUUGUCCAGCCUGCUCAUGAUGUCCAUGUGGAAAGGGGAGCUGUACCGGAGGAGCAGGUUUGCAUCCUCCAAGGAGUCUGCAAAGCUGUAUGGGUCUUUCAAUUUCAGAAUGAAGUCUGGUGCAAAUGAUAAUAUGUUAGAGCUAUCAUUAGUUGAGGAAGAUGUGCUUGCUGUGGAUAGUUAG
This is a messenger RNA of Rhea pennata, 972 nucleotides long. RefSeq names its product transmembrane protein 74 (gene TMEM74). The transcript has a single exon. The coding region runs from base 1 to 972 and encodes 323 amino acids. The record is from RefSeq and is a predicted model, not a curated record. Lineage: Eukaryota; Metazoa; Chordata; Aves; Rheiformes; Rheidae.